AUGACCGAGCCAUCAACACCUGUGGCACUGGAGAGGGCGGUCGCCGAGCAAUACAACCCGUGCUCCCGUCCACCCCAGUGCCACCCUUUCCUCGGCCGCAACUCUGGCGGCCGAAGCGAGGGGUCCGCCUUCCUCUCCUUCCCGGGUCCGGCCAGCCCAAAGAGAAGGCCGCCAACUGCAGUCCUCCUCACAAAGGCGGGCCGGCCCCCGCUCUUUUCCGGGGAGAUGUAUCCCCUCGCCUUGCGAAAGGCCUCCGCAUACGAAAGGCCCCCCGGCUCGAAGCGAACCGCUACCGCCACCGUCGCUGGCAGCACCCUUUUAGGCGCCACCGGUCACCCUGGGCCCGGCUCCUCUCUACCGCCCUGCUUGGGGCCCCUCCUCUUUCUGCCGGCCUCUCCGCCACAACCCAACCCUGGUUUUCCGGAGGAGCCGCAGCAGGCGAUAAGGCCACAGCAGGCCUACUCCUUGCCGGCGGCGCUCCGGCCGCCGGUGUCCCUCCGCCCCGACCGAGGUCUACUGCCGACACCGGGGACGUCGUCCGAUCCACCGUACCGGGUCGCACCCCCGCAAAUGCAGACACGGCCCGAUCCGUCCGCUCCGACCUCCCUCCGUUGUCCGAAGGAUACCUCCCGGACCGGGGGUAAUAGUCACCCCGGUCGCGAUCCGUCCUUUCACAGCGGCGGGGUGCGACCCAACACCGGGCCGCCUCUCUCCCGGGUCGCUUUACUGGAGGAGUACGCCCUCGCACACCCCUCCAGCGACCCGUAG
Molecule: messenger RNA, 768 nt
Organism: Odontomachus brunneus
Lineage: Eukaryota; Metazoa; Arthropoda; Insecta; Hymenoptera; Formicidae
Product: proline-rich protein 2-like
Exons: 3
Coding region: 1-768 (255 amino acids)
Source: RefSeq, a predicted model, not a curated record